UCGAGAGGUGGGGAAGCUAUUGACGUUCCCACGGCGUACCUGGAAAUUUUCGAGAGCGAAACCACACAUUUGGCGAAUUACACGGUUGUUGCAGAUGCAAACCGAUUACAACUGACAGAAGAGAUUGUUUGUGAACGGGUGAUGAAUCGUACUAUAGCUGUCGUUAUCUAUGCUCCAUUGUUACAUCGAGAAACUCAACCGGAGUACCUCUCUCGGGUGUCAUCUACAGCCUAUGCUCUCGGGUUUUACAGUAUUCCUACUAUCGGAGUUAUGGUCAGAGAAGCAGAAUUCAGCAAAAAGAAAAUCUAUCCCACUUUUGUUCGACCAUCACCAGCGUAUGCUGACGAGUCUUAUGUGUUUCUCAAUCUACUUCAAAGGCUUGACUAUCGGCAGGUCGUCGUUGUUAGUGUUAAAGGAGAUCGCAAUGGAGAACAAUUUGUCGAGUUAUUCGAAAAGAAGCGUAAGAAAUAUAAAGUUCAUGUGAGUUAUAUUCAAAACUUGCCACGAUCUCUAAACCACUUGUUCAUGACAUCGCCAGAAUCUGAAAAUACUUUAAAAAACUCACUACUGAGUGAUAAAAGUAUCUGUUCAACAUCCACAACUAAAGUCACCUUCAAUGAUCUGUGCGAAAGAAUCAGUGUGGACUACGAUAUACUCAACUACAAUGAAGGCUAUCGAGAAGUUGGUGCACUGCGUGGCUCUAAUCUUCGUCUAGCCGAGCAUACUAUACACUGGGCAGGAGGUGGUGCAAAGCCAUUGGAAAUUACCCUACCAAAGCAUCUCCGUGCAGUCACCAUGCAUGAUCCACCAUUUGUCUACACCACUCCUAUCGCUUCUCUAGCCGAUUGCGAGAGUCUCGAAGACGUCGAGAUUGAUAUAUUACAGAGUGGACCAUGGUACCCAUGCCCCAGGCACGGCUCUAACGACACUUCCCACUACUGCUGUGCUGGCUAUGCAAUAGAUUUACUGUCCAAUUUGUCGUUACCAGAGCCAAACACUACGAUUGAUACGAGUUUCACGUUCUCAUUGCAUUUGAAUGACAGCUAUGGAGCUGUGAUCUUAGGAGAAAAGGGUUAUAUCCUGACCGGCGCACUGGGCGAAUUGGACAGUGAUCAGGCCGAUCUAGCUAUUGGUGGAAUGACCAUCAAUCCUGAGAGGGAGAGGUACAUCGACUUCUCGGAGCCAUGGUCGUAUCAUGGAAUACGAAUACUCGAGAAAUCGAUUCCACGCGACUCCCCGAUGCAAUCUUUCCUACAACCACUGAAAUCGUCCCUAUGGACUGCACUCUUUGUGUCCGUAAUCACUGUCGGCCUCGUCAUUUUCUGCCUUGACCUCAAGUCGCCUUUCGACCGAUUCUAUCGGAACGAGCCACAUCUGGGGGAACCAGCCAACAUUUUCUUGGAACAGGUGGCGAACGAGCGUGUCAACUUUGGUGAAGCAAUGUGGUUCGUUUGGGGAGUUCUGCUAAAUAGCGGAGUUUCCGAAAAGACGCCUCGGAGCUGCGCAGCAAGGGUCCUAGGAAUCGUAUGGUGUGGAUUUUGUAUGAUCAUGGUAGCUUCAUAUACUGCAAACUUGGCCGCUUUUCUUGUACUUGAUCAACCCGAAAAGGGGCUCACUGGCAUCACAGAUCCAAGAUUGAGAAAUCCAUCAGCCAACUAUUCUUUCGGCACAGUUUUAAACUCAAACGUUUACCAGUACUUCAAGCGACAUGUAGAGCUCUCUACAAUGUUUCGAAAAAUGGAAGCCCAUAAUGUGGAGAAGGUUUGUUCCUCAUCAGAUUUGAAGGGCUCCGUCAAAGGCAUGAUAUGUACAAAGAGACCUGUUUCAGCAGCCAGGCACUGUGAUUUACGAACGAGAGGUGCCCUGUUCGGACGGAGUGCUUAUGGGGUUGGAUUGCAAAAGAACAGUCCAUGGACUCCGCACAUUACAUCUGCAAUUCUAAGGUUGUCUGAAAGUGGUGUUAUGGAGAACUUAGAUACCAAGUGGAUCGACAAUAAGGAGUCCAAAUGCGUGGCAGAGGCCCAUAAAUCACCGGCACGACUUAGUCUUUGGAAUAUGAGGGAUGUGUUUAUACUAGUCACGGUUGGAGUAGCAGCUGGCGCAAUUUUCAGUACAAUUGAAGUUAUUUAUGGAAGGAGAAAAGCAAGGAGAGGGGCCCUUGCGGCUCGGUACGUGGAGAAGUGGCGGAUGAUGGCCUCCGACGGUCGUCGAGCGAACAGAUACAACCUUUCUCGACCAGUAAUCAGACGAGGAUUCACUGGACUGGAACCAUGCACAUUAAUGCGUGAGCUGAAGCCAUCUAAACAAAAUCCCGUCAAGAAAACCUUAAUCCGACCACCGGAGUUCGUACCGGAUCUGAACUUUGGCCGAGAAUCUGUAGUCCUCUUUUGCAGCCGAUGUCGCAAUCUGGUCCAAACCGAGGUGCAUCGUGAGAGCGGAUUAUUCGCCUACGUGUGGUGUGUACUGUUCGUGUUGCUGUUUCUUUGGCCAUGUUCCCCAUUGCCAUGCUUCAUGGAAGCUUUUUCGGACUUUGUGCACGUUUGCCCGGUUUGCUCACACAAAAUCGGGCGUUAUCGUCGAUGUCGACGAUCGCAAUUCUAUGUAUAG
This is a messenger RNA of Haemonchus placei, 2607 nucleotides long. Lineage: Eukaryota; Metazoa; Nematoda; Chromadorea; Rhabditida; Trichostrongylidae. The record is from the annotation of a GenBank genome assembly.